Molecule: messenger RNA, 6534 nt
Organism: Epinephelus fuscoguttatus (brown-marbled grouper)
Lineage: Eukaryota; Metazoa; Chordata; Actinopteri; Perciformes; Serranidae
Gene: gas2l1
Product: growth arrest-specific 2 like 1
Exons: 5
Coding region: 534-3830 (1098 amino acids)
Biological process (GO): actin crosslink formation; protein localization to microtubule plus-end; regulation of microtubule polymerization or depolymerization
Cellular component (GO): microtubule plus-end; actin filament; stress fiber
Molecular function (GO): actin filament binding; microtubule binding; cytoskeletal adaptor activity
Source: RefSeq, a predicted model, not a curated record
AGCUACAGCAGGUCAACAUAUUCAGUGCAAGAGGCGGGCCUAUGUGCAGGGAAGAUGAGCCGUGGACUCAGCGCUGCUCAGUGGUCGUGAUUUCAUCGAUGAGGAGCUGACUGACCGCCUCACACACACACAGACAUGGUGACACGUGGAUUUUUGUGGGUGAGGGGACUCACCGGCCACCGGUUGGAUUAACGGAUCGUCGCAUGGGUGUGUGUCGGCGUCCCGGACUGCUCCUUUUCUUAAUCUGACUCCGGGACCCGGCGAUGCGCUCUUUAAAGGAAACGGGUUUCGCAGAGACAUCCGGAAAACGCAUCCAUGCGCCACGGCCAGUCCGCAUCCCGAUAUGCCUCUGACAACACAAAGCCUGGUUUCAAGGAGCUGCCAUAAGAAAGCACACAUGCAUAUCGGCAUGGGUGCGUCAACACGGUUAUCUGGUUGUAUUUUGCGCAUGGGGCUUUGGAGCGCAGUAGUGCAAUGAGAGAAACGGGAAUUAUCAAGUAGACUUUUAUUGAUAGGCUACAUAAUUCGACAAUAUGGCUGAUCAGAGCAACAUCCAGUCCGCCGCCUCUAAGAGUAUCCGGCCUUUUAAAUCCAGCGAGGAGUACCUGUACGCCAUGAAGGAGGAUCUGGCUGAAUGGCUCAACACCCUGUAUGAUCUGGAUAUCACUGCGGACACCUUUAUGGAUGGGCUGGAGACGGGCUGUGCCCUCUGUCGGCACGCCAACAACGUCAACCGCGCCGCGCAGGACUUCCAACUGGAGUACCCGGAGGCUGCACAGUCCAUGAAGGUGCCAUCUAAAGAUGUUGUCUUUCAGUCACGCAACGUUAUCCCAGGCUCUUUCUUAGCGCGGGAUAACGUGUCCAAUUUCAUCAGCUGGUGCAGGCAGGAGCUCUGGAUCAAGGACGUCCUCAUGUUUGAGACCAACGACCUGGUGGAGAGAUGCAACGAGAAGAAUUUUGUCCUGUGCCUCCUGGAGGUGGCGCGGCGCGGGGCCAAGUUUGGCAUGUUGGCCCCCAUGUUGAUCCAGCUGGAGGAAGAGAUCGAGGAGGAGAUCCGGGACCAGGAGAGCCUGCGGAUCGAUGCAUUGGAGCCAGCUGAGCAGAGCCCGCCCAGCAGGUGCUUCAGUCGGAAGGAGAGCAGUCACAGUGUGGAGGAUGAAGAUGAGCCUGAUCCAGAGCCCUUCGUUUGGCCGCAGAAGAGAGUUUUGUGUGACAUGCGAAAUUUGGAUGAGUUGGUGCGUGAGAUUCUGGGCCGCUGUUCCUGUCCGGCUCAGUUUCCUAUGAUCAAGGUGUCGGAGGGGAAGUACAAAGUUGGAGACUCCAGUGCAUUGAUCUUCAUAAGGGUCCUGCGUACUCAUGUGAUGGUGCGUGUUGGAGGGGGCUGGGACACUUUAGAGCACUAUUUGGACAAGCAUGACCCGUGUCGCUGUGCUGCUUUCGCCCACCGAUACCACCAGGCUAAAGCCAGUGGCCAAGGCCAGGGCGGCCACAGCAAGUCCUCAAGCGCCCAUUCCUCCCGCUCUACCAGCCCAGGUCCACACUGGCGAAAUGACGGCAUUGCACCUUAUAAACCUCCUGACAGGCGCUCCCUGGAGCCCCCCUCUGCUCCAUGUGCCUCUUCCACCUCCACGAGGUCUGGCCGCUCCCAGAACCCUUCCGCCCCCACCGAGCUGGACUCCGGUGCAGCACGCACUCUACUCCCACGGCCGCCACGAGACCGCUCAGAACCCCGCCACUUUAAUCCUCUCAGGAAUAAGGAGACAAUGAUGCCAGUGGCAAGACGUUUGUCUGGAGACAGUGACUCCUCCACAGCCUCCUCUAAGGGAGGAGGGGGAGGGGGAGGGGGAGGUGGGGGACGGUACUCUCUAGGAGGUGCCUCACGUCGCUCUGGUGAUGAGGUAGUCCUGCUAGUCAAUCGCAAGGAGGGAAAGCAUGUGAUUGAGAGGCCUGGAGCUGGAAAUCAGACCCCAUCCCUGCGUCCCUCACUGCCCCGUGCGCGCAGCCAAUCUCGGGAACGUUCUGGUCUCGCCCCAGUACUCAAGCCGAACCCACCACAAGGAUCCGCUGAUGGAUCACGAACAUCCCGCACAGAGAGGGGCCGCUCCCUCGGAAACGAGGGCCCAAGGAGGAUCCAUGCUCCACGUUCCCACAGCCAGAGUAAGAUAACUAGUCGUACUCGGUCCAGUGAUGCCAGCCCGGGACCUGCUUCCUGCUACAGAGACCCUCAGCCCCCACCUGCGGACAGACGAGAGGACCUCCGGGCCAAACAAUUGCCCCCAUCCUCACCUAGAAUAGGUGGUGGGUUUAGCAAGAGGCAGUCGUCCUCGUGCUCUAACUCACCUGUUAAAGGGGUACAGAACAACAACAGCAGCCCCAGCAAGAAGAUUAUCACGACUCCCAGACCUCCUGCUCCUCGCUCACCCUCUGUAGGAAAAGGCAGACUCCUGCCACCAGUCUCCUCAGGAGGUCGACGCUCACCUCACUCAUCUCCCCGCAACUCUCACCAUCAUGCUGCCCGCUCCCCUCGGACCUCACAGGGCCCUCGCUCUGCUGGGCGAGGCCACCAUAGGAACUGGUCUGGCCUGGAGCGCCAGGAGCCCGAGGAGGAAGGACUGGGCCUUGGCUUCCAGAUGCUGCCAACGCUGGACCCCCAGAGGGAGCAGGACCUGUAUCGCAGCUUUGAGGCUGAGUUUCUGGCCAAUACCCAGCAGGCUAAAGGAGUGUCUUGUAGAGCCCCAGGAGGAGCUACCAUGCAGGGAGCUGGGACACAUUCAGUGCCAGCACCCAUGGAUCCUAAUGUCACUGACUCUGCCUAUUCCUCUUCUAACUCCUCCACCUCCUCCCUGAACGUGGGGGCAAAGAUAGGAACUCUGCCUGACCUCAGGGAAUCCAAGAGAACUAAUCCCCGUCACUUCCCGCUGGAUGACCCCUUGAAUUUACUUUAUGGACACAAUUUUGGAGGACCACACAACUUUGGUCCAGGAGAGCCUGAGCACUGGGGGGAGCGUGGAGGGGCUCUCAAGAAGCUCCCAGCCAUCUCUAGUUCUAUCGAGGAGAGGGAACCUCCAUCUUCCCUGCCUGGUCUUGGAGACACAGACAGAUUGAUGAAUCAGGUCCCCUCGCAACCUGCUUUUCACUGUAGGAAUAUGAAUGGAGACCCUGGAGGUUGUCCUCCCACAGGGGGGCUGACAGGUCAGCAGGGUCAGCUUGGCUGGGGCACAGGUCCUGAGGGAGAUGUUCCUCUGGAGAAUCACCAGCCAAACUUACCAUAUGACCUAGAAAAUGGUGACGGCAGUGAUGACCUCCCGCCCCCAGAGGCAUGUCCGUCACCUGUGCCCCUCCCCCCCUCGGAGGACUGCUCCUUCCAGGAUUCCUCUAGUGAAAACUCUUCCAUGUGCUUCAGCCUGAGUGAAUCUCGCUCUGAAUCCCCCCCACCAUCCUCACCCCUGACCAACGGGGACACUGAUGGAGAAGGGCUGCAGACUAAGAAAGGGCAAAAGAAGGCAGACAGGGUAGCGCCUAUCUCCAAGCACAAACUGAGAGGCAGGAUGAGGCCUCGCACUGACAACAGGCCAGAAAACAGCCCCUCACGUAUCCCCACCCCGGUCAGCUACAGAGAUCUGCAAUCACAUGACACGUUCUCCCCAAGCCACACCCCACCGCUGUCCCCGCAGAGCUCACGCUCUACUGGUCGUCCAGCCACAUGCAAGGGCCUGCACCAGGCCUUUGCGGAUAUGAUCCAUCCUCAACCACGUUCCCCAGCCAUGGGCAACAAAGACUGCUCCUACCCUGGACAGUCAGGGAGCCUGGACACUGAAGCUUGGAUGUAGCACAAAUGAGACAAGGGGGUUGUUGUCAUGAACUUUGACUACUGUGUAAAAAAAAAAAAAAAAGACUGGGCUAUAGACUGUUUUCACUGCAUGUCUAACACUCCUUCUUUCUCACUUAGUUUCUCCCCUGAAUAACUGCAGGGGGUUCACAUUGCUUUUAUGUUGCACUCAAGCCAAAUUAUUUAUUACCAAAGGAAUGGUCUUUAAUAUUACUUUUACUGUAAUUUUAAUGUGUGCAUGGGGAUGCUUUUGCCAAUCAUAAUGUGUUUUUUUUUUCUUUCUUUCUUUUUGGUUGAUGCAGAGAGAUAGAGAGAGAGCAUAUGUGCUGCCAUGUGCCCCGCCGAGGGGCAUGGUGAAGUGCCAGGGAUUUAUAGCUGCAACUCUAUAAAACGGUGUAAACACUAAACCUGCAGUCAGGUGGAUUGGCUCCCUCUCGUGGUCUGCCACAGCAACUCUGCUUGCCUUGAUAGUCAAAAUACUGGUGUGAUGACUCUGAUGUUUUCAGUCUCUCCACAUAUGAUUCCGUAUACUCACAUUUUACGAUAUACUAAUAGGUAGCAUAGACAAAGGUAACCCCAUCAUUCCUCUGACUUUAUGAACACUACAUGCACUACAAAUCUCUGUACAGUUGUUGUUGUCAAUGUCACCUUCUCACAACAAUUGAUGUCGUCGAGAUAGAUAUUGGUUUUUAAAUGCUUAAUGUGUUACAGGUUUUUAAGGUUACGUUUAAUGCAGUAAAAAAUUUUAAAUUUAUUUCUAUUUUUAAGUGGAUUAAGUAUAAAAAAAUACGAGGAGCAGUGAGGAUCGAGUAACUUUUGUGUCAUUGUCACUGAAACAGAAAUGUUGGGAGCUCCUCCUUUGACCAAACUGUUCUCUGGAAUACAACGCUACAUAUACACAAAACUCAAAGGCUUAGGAGAAUGAAUGUGUAAAUACAUGUUGAUGUGCUCACCAAUGGAUGUGGGUAUUUUGUAUAUAAAGAAGGCAUCGGAUAUACAGUUUAAUGUACAUAUUCACCGUAAUCAGUUCUGUGCUGCCUUAGCUAUGCAACAUUGGUGUUGGAAAUGCCUUGACGAUUCCCUUUGCCUUAAAAUGUAUUCGCAGGUUAGUUUUUGAAUGUUUUUUUUGCUCGACAUCACUAAGAUCUGUUCGGUAACACUACAUUGCCAUCGUUAAAUGUUUAUGAUGAUCGAAAUUUGAGAGUUUGAGUGUGAAUGUGGAGGUAACGUGAGGAACAUUGCCAAUUUUAAUCAUACAUUAUACUUGAUGUAGGUGCACAAUUCAUGAUAAGCAUAUAUAAUUUAUUGCCUCUGAAUCCUAAAAGUUGUUUUGAAACACAAGAAGCCAGAUAACCUACUUAGAUGGAUUUUAAAGACACAGCACAAUCUGUGGUGACAUCUAGUGGCUAAAGAAAGACAUGUUUUAUUCACAGCAAAAAGGGAAACUGUUCUCUGUUUUUGGAAUGACACGUUCUGGUGCUGAUUAGAGCCAAUAGUAAUGGUAUGUUAGGGGAAGUUUGAUGGAUGAAGAAUGACUUUGAGACUUGAGUGUCUGAAUGUGAGCAGCAGUGCAUGAAUAAUAGAUACUGUAACUGGAUAUUAGUGUUCUCUCGUGAAGCUCUUGCACAGUUGUAGUUAUAGUUGCCAGACCCCAGCUACAGUACUUCUGUUUUUCGGUAUUUAACAGGACUUUGUAAAAUAUAUUUGAAAGUGGAAACGUUUGACUUGUUAUGAAGAGAAGGUGGUGGCCAUGUGUUUACGGUGAUUUUGAUAAAUCUCUCCCAGAGAGAUUGUAGAGAAAAUGUCGGGAAAAUGAAAGAAGCAACAUAUGUGGAUAACAUCUUUUUUGCGAGGCAGUGACACAGUGAAUGGGCCGAGGGAAAAAAGAAGAGUGUGCAUAUAUAUGUGUACAUACUGUAUGAGAAUAUGUACAGAGUUGGAGUGAAGAGGGGAGUGAUGUAGGUCUAAUUUAUUUAUUUAUGAAAUUAAUUCUCACUGGGCUAAAGUGACAUCUGCGUCCCAAGUACUGUUAAAUGAGCUGUAAGUGGUUAGGGAAAUUCUAAAUGAGGUGCGGCCCAACUUGAAUAAACAUUAGGCAUUUUAAGAUUUUUAUUUUCAACAGUUUACUGUAAAGAGACAUAAUAUGUUAAAAAUAAUGCCAGUUUAAAAACUGAUUCAAAAGAGACAAACUAAACAUAUUGUUUUGCAAUAUUUAGAGAUACAGUAAUUUGAUUUAAUGCAGACCCUUCAAUGCUACAAAUAAUUUAUGAUGUAUCAGUAUUGUUAGAGCUACACAUGUAUUCUCAUUGUUUUCAUUUUAAAUUUGUUUUGGCUUAUUUGAAGACAUUUUGAUCAACUGGCGUUUAAAUGUACCAAUAAUGUGAACUGUGAAUUCAUACAAACAUUUGGUUCUCAAUCACGAAAGAGUGAAUGUCCUCAUCAUAUGUUCUUUGUCCUGCACAACUUUUCAAAUUUCAUGAAUCUCUCUCUCUCCUUCUCUCUAUCCCUAAUCAGCGAAAUCUGAAUGUUCAUGAUUUGACAAUUUCUCGUUUGCUAAUGUUGUUUUCACGAACACUCCAGUUUAAUGUACAGAUUGCUUGACAUUGUGGAAUUUGUACGUAUGAAAUAGCAAUACUGCAACAUUUCACAGGUUUUUUUUUUAAGUUGAAAAUGCUGUCAAGUUGUUCUUGUAAUAAAUAUUUUCC